Gopherus flavomarginatus (Mexican gopher tortoise) is the source of this 4977-nucleotide messenger RNA. It is a transcript of the gene FOXN2, whose product is annotated as forkhead box N2. Gene Ontology annotation, molecular function: cis-regulatory region sequence-specific DNA binding; DNA-binding transcription factor activity. Gene Ontology annotation, biological process: regulation of DNA-templated transcription. Gene Ontology annotation, cellular component: nucleus. The transcript has 6 exons. NCBI's taxonomy places the organism in Eukaryota, Metazoa, Chordata, Testudines, Testudinidae. The record is from RefSeq and is a predicted model, not a curated record. Bases 1265 to 2578 code for a protein of 437 amino acids.
UUGGGGUUUGUCCCGCUCACCCGGCCGCACAGGGGACAGCCUGGCUCUGGUUAAAAGUGCUUUAAUAAAUAUGGAGGGAGAGGAAGCAAUUUGCUCAGGGGGCUGGUGCCUCUGGAGAGCUCGGGUGUGACUCGUGAGGGGAAGGAGCCUUGUUUUGUUUUCGCAGUCAGGUCUGGGAAGAGCUGGGGGGCCGCGUGUGUGUGAGGAGAGGGAGAAGCGGUGCUCGGCGGCGGGCGUGAGUGAGCACACAUGGAUAACGCGCAGAGAGGGCGAGGGUACAUGAUGGAAGAGGCGAGAAAGCUUAUGCUGACGACUUGGGGCGGCCUGGGUCGGUACUCCGCAUGGGUCGCUUCCAGAGAGGCUGUAUAAGGUCCGGAACCCCCAAGCCCGCCGUAAGACAAAGCAUGUGCCGAGAUCGCCCUCCGGGUUUGCCAUGAGAGGGGGCCGCUCUCGCAGCCCCCCCCAGCACUGAGGGUGCUUGCCAGGAGUGCAGAUCUGAAGUCAGCGCCGACUGAUUCCUGCGCAGCCCCCACCGUACAAUCAUCCCUCCAGAGAAGAGAGACUGGCCGUAAAAUGACCCCCCCCCCCCAAGGAGGGAUGCUCUCUUCCCUGUUGGAGCGUGAGGUUGACAGCUGGGCUGAGUCCUGCAACUCUCCUACUGCUGUUGGACUGGCUCUUCCUUCCCAAUAUGCCCCCGUUUUCCUGUGAGAGGAGGGGGGAGGUUCUCUAAGGAGCAUGUGGCUGGGAGACGGUGGUGCGCCAAGAACAGCACCCACCGCAGUUCCUUGUAGGUGCCUUUCCUGCCUGAGCCAGCCUGCUGAGGAGAGGAGGUGUUAGUCCUCUUGCCCUUAAAAACAUAACCAUCCCCAGACCCCAACUGCAGAAGGGCCUCUGGCGACCCCACUCCACUCCACUCCGCGCGGCUCCAUUACCAAAGGCAGCAGCUGACGAGUGCAAAGUGAGUUUACACACCACCACCCCCGGAUCAUGUGCGUUUAGUUCAUUGAUCUCCCCCAUUUUGGUUGGGAUUGUGACAGCCACGUGGCCAGGAGAGCUGAGCGCAGCCCAGCAAGUCACAGGCAUUUCUGGGGGUGUGUGUGUCUGUAACAACCACGACAAAGCCAGCCCAUGAGCUCCAGAGAGAGGGAGAUCACCCCCCAGUCUGCUGCUGCCGCCGCUGCCCACCUACUUCUGCACGGCAGUUUAGCCGCUGUUCUCGGUGUCUUCUUUCUCUUUUGCUCAUGGGUGAAACAAGUAAAAUUAAAUGGGUCCAGUAACUGGAAUGACUCCAGAUAAGAAAGCUGAAGCACCCGGAGCAGAAAAGGCUGCAGGAUUAAGACAGAUUUACAGAAUGGGAAGCUUGCCUGAAGCAGUUGAUGCUGCUAGGCCGAAGGCCACUUUAGUGGACAGUGAGUCAGCAGAUGAUGAGCUCACAAAUUUGAACUGGCUUCAUGAAAGUACUAAUCUUCUAACAUACUUCAGUCUUGGAAGUGAGGGUCUUCCAAUUGUUAGUCCUAUAUAUGACAUUGAGGGUGAUAACGUGCCAUCUUUCUCACCAUCCUGCUACCAGAAUCUGGAAAAAAAAUCAGCCACUUCCAAACCUCCUUAUUCCUUUAGCCUUCUCAUUUACAUGGCUAUUGAACAUUCUCCUAAUAAAAGUUUGCCAGUCAAAGAAAUCUACAGCUGGAUUCUGGAACGCUUCCCAUACUUUGCCACAGCACCCACAGGGUGGAAGAACUCUGUUCGACACAAUCUUUCCUUGAAUAAAUGUUUCCAAAAGGUGGAGAGAAGCCAUGGCAAGGUGAAUGGAAAAGGUUCAUUAUGGUGUGUUGAUCCAGAAUAUAAGCCAAAUCUUAUACAAGCACUGAAAAAGCAACCUUUUCCCUCAGCACUUGCAUUUUAUACCCCACCGGCUUCACCACCGAGUAGGUCAUCCUGUCCUCAUUACUUAACUUCAGUACUUAAGCAGAAUCAUGGCCGGUCUCUCAAAGAAUCUGAUAUUGAUGCUGCUACUGCAAUGAUGCUGUUAAAUACAUCUAUUGAACAAAGGAUUUUAGACUGUGAGAAGGCCAAACCUCUCAAGAUGCCCAAGAAGAGGAGUUAUGGCAGUACAUUUAAUCAUCACAGUUCCAUAAACCUGCAAGAAAAUCAUUCUGCAGCCAUUAAUAUUGAUCCAAAGGAGGAUCACAAUUACAGUGCUAGCAGCAUGGCUUCACAGUGUUGUGCAUCUAGGUCCAGCAUGUCUUCCUUGUCCUCUGUUGAUGAGGUGUAUGAAUUUAUCUCCAAGACCAGCCAUGCAGGAAGCAAUGGCAGUGAAGGAUUUCAUAGUGAAGUGGAUACGGACAUUGACUAUGAAGACGACCCUCUUGGAGACAGUGGCUAUGCAGCACAACCUUGUGUAGAUACCUCUGACAAAAGUCAGCCUAGCAAGAAAGCUCUCAAGGAGUUAUGUCAAGAAAUUGAUGAGGAGCUGAAAGAGGCAGCGGGGUCUCUGCUCCACCUGGCUGGAAUCAGCACAUGUUUGGGUUCACUAAUAAGUACUGCAAAGACCCAAAGUCAAAAGCAGAGGAAAAAAUAGUAAUGCUUGUUAAUGUGAAUAUAUACAUAUAUUUUUUUCAAGUGUGGCAAUACUCUUCUACUUUUACCUUUCACAAGGAAGAUCAAAGCCAUAAGAGGACUUGUUUUUUAUUUUUUGAUGCUAAUUAUAGUUUGGCCUUUUAUUUUCAAAUUAUUGCUUAGAAAAUGUUUUAUUUAAUCUUUUCAGAUUAGGAGAGAUGCAUGACAUGUGAAAACCUAACUGUAUACUUUUUGAUGACCAGUGAUUGAAUAUUUGACUAUUUACAGAGCGAUGCAUAGGUUCAGAUGCAUGUUAUGGGUGAAAUUUACCCCUGUGCAGGCCUACUCCACGUAGGAAUGAAUUUCACCCUAUGUGAGGGGACAUAAUUUCCCGAUCUCCCUCCCCAAGACAGAAAUAACUUUCACUGGUGUAGCAAACAGUGAGAAGCUGCCACUGCACAUGUGCCACUUACCAUUUUCCCCAACUACUGAAUACACAGUAGCUGUUAGCUAAAGGUUUUUGCUGUUUUUGUUUUGUUUUUCAUGUGUAAAAAAUAUUUGUUAAAAACUCAAAGUUCGUGCUGUCUCAAUCCACAAAUGAAGUGGAGAUUCUAGAUGGCUAAAUUGUAAAUGACUGCUGGAAAGAACUUUGGGUCAUGUUUAAGAAAAGCAUAAUAUAAUAAUUUCUUUUAAGAUUAGGAAAACUGAGUUAAUUACAUUAAUUUCUAAAUACCUUGUGCAUUUUAAUAUCUGCUACCAUAACUUUGGUCUUAGUCUACUGAUUACUGUGCUUCUGCUUCAUGCUGUAUGUACCAUUUUAGCUUCCUUUGAACUACAGUGUAUGUCCAGUAGCAUGGCGUUCUUAGAGCAUACACUGUGAAUCAUGGUGAUCUCUUCAUAUUUGCGGGUGAAGCUCCUUAAAAUUCAUCACCUUUGCAAUAAUAAUCUUUAUAACCCAAACAUCUUGCGGACAAGAAUGUUAUAGUAAAUGAGUGUAAUGGAUUUUUUUACUGCUUAACUCUUAAUGUAGCUGGUGGCAAUUUUUUUAGUAUUUUGUGCAAAAAAAAUGGGUACGCAGACACGUUAGAAUAAGUUUAACAGUACUGAAAGUAUAAGAAUGCCUUAAGUAUGUUUCAGCAUAGUGAAAACUUAAGAGGUCAUUUUGCUUGUUUUUGAGAGGCAGUGUGAUGUGCCAUGAAAUCUGUUUAGCUCAUACAUUAAGCUGCUGCUUUCAGUAAGUUUGGGCAAGAUGGCUUAGAACUAGACUCAAAUACUAUAUACCCAUAUAUGAAACCGUGUCCAGUGUUUGGUUGUUCAGAACAGUGCUGGAUUCAACAAAAAGAAAUUAAGCCUAAACUGUUACUAAUGGGAUAAUGUUUUUCUGGCCACUUUGAUACAAGGCUCUUAGAGUUCGGUGUUUUCUUAUUUGUCAGUUUCUCCAUGGAUCCUGCCCAUAUAAUUAUCCCUUCCAGUUUAAGUAUUCAUACAGCCAUGCUGCUAAAGGCCUGCUAUUCUCAGGUUCUGCUCCAGUGCUUGUUGAAGAUAAUGGUGAUACUCCCAUGGACUUAAUGGGCUUUGGAUCAGGCCCCAAGAUAUUCAAGCACUUACAUAGCAUUUCUUUGGUAUUUAAAUCCAGUGGCUUUAAGAGGGCUCCACUUUUAGUUUUAAGCAUAAAAGUAAAAAGAAAAAAAAAAGAAAUCUGUCUCUCUGGCACUGUGACUGUGCAUACACCAACCCAUCCACCUGAGGAAAAAAUGGUAUACAAAUGUGCUCCAUUUUGUGUCACAUUUGCAUCUCUCUUAGAUAUCUCGAGCAGUGAAUUAGCUGACCUGUUAUUGAACAGAUAAUGGGUGAAAUUAAUUUUCUCACAAUUGAAAAACAAACAAAUGAAAAUUCCAUUAAUUUUAAUUACGAACAUGGGAUUUCUUAAACACUGAGAUGUACAUGACAUUUCUUUCACUAGUGUUUGCCAAUAUACUUUUUAAUAGAGUUUGAUACAAAACAUGUUCAGUAUAGCAAUGUAAAAGUAAUUAUUAUUAUAGCAAUAUAAAAAUAAUGAUUCAACUAUGAAGAAGCAUCAUUAAUAUCCCUUUGAAAUUCAUUUAAGUUUUGUAUAUCUCAAUUUUUUUAAAUUCAGCACUAUGGAAUAAGUGUUGUAUUAAGCUCUAGAUAAAGUCAGUCACAGCCUUUCUGUUAACCUUAAAGGAAGGUGGAUCACUCCCUAAAUAUACAAAUACUGGAAAUUGUAUUCAUACUCAUUUUCUUGCAGUUUGCCUUGGUAAGACAGUUAACCUGUUCAAAUUGUAUCCUUCAUUUCCCAACAGAAUCAGUGUUUUCAAAAUAAAGAUUCCAUACUAAAUAGGGGCCUGAUUGUACUACUGGAAUCAGUUGUGCUACUCAGCAUGAGUGAGGGUGUCAGAA